CGAGAAGCAGUCGCAUGCUCAGCACUCAAAAUCUCGUGCAUGUGAAAUAUUAAAUCCAGAAGAAUGCUUUUAUCUGGUAGCGGAAUCUAGACUUCAAGAACUCUUGUCGAGGUGUCCAUCUUGCGCCAACAGCAGUGCUGAGGUCACGAAAACAACAUGAGGCACGUGGCUGAAAGCAACAUCUGCUUGCUGUUGCGGCAUCCAGAGCACGUGGACAAGCCAGCCAUGGGUAGAAAACAGGCCACUGGGAAACAUCCUCCUGUGCUCAGCCAUUCUCUUUUCGGGCGUGAAUGUUGCAAAGGCGUUUCGCAUGUUUGCCAUCAUGAAGGUGGCCACCCUGACGAAGUCUCAGUAUUUCAGGACACAAAAGCAGCACCUCUUUCCUGCUGUUAAUGAUGUCUACAUGAGCAAGCAGGCAGAGCUCCUGGAUCAACUUCGUCCGGUGCCCCUGACCCUUGCUGGGGAUGGUAGAUGCGACUCACCAGGUCAUACUGCACUCUAUGGCACUUACACGCUUCUAGAGACUGCUGCCAAUCGCAUCAUCCACUUUGAGUUGGUCAAGUCAACUGAAGUGACAAGCAGCAACGCUAUGGAGGUGUAUGGCCUGCAGAAAUGCCUAGCAUUUCUUGAGGUUCAAGACAUGACGGUGGACACCUUAGUGACUGACCGCCACACCGGAAUCAAGGCCAUGUUGAGGGAUUGCUGCCCCCACAUUAAGCACCGAUUCGAUGUGUGGCACGUCACUAAGGGAAUCAAGAAGAAACUUCUAGGACUUGGGCGCUCUGCGAGGCAUCAGGUUGUGCGGCUUUGGAUCGAGAGCCUUAUAAGACAUGCAUACUGGUGCCCGAGAACAAGUGGAGAUGACUGUGACCUUUGCCUGGCAAAGUGGGUGUCGGCAGCGAACCACAUUGUCGAUAUUCAUGAACAUGAUGAUCCACUCUACCCUGUGUGUUACCAUGGCAGUGUGUCUGAACCACGUGAAUGGCUGAGAGAAGAGAGCGAGACCUACAGAAGGGUCAGAGACAUCUUGAUGGCCCCUGCCCUCCUCAAGGACAUCCCAAUGCUUUCUUCUGGGCAUCAGACGUACGGGCUAGAGGCAUUUCACAGCCUAAUGAUUCACUUUGUGCCUAAGUCCUACUCAUUUUCUGAUGAGGGAAUGCUGGCCAGGACACAACUGGCUAUCCUUCAUUAUAAUGAGAAUGCUGACCGGACACAAGUGGAGGAGGAUGGUUCCAAGCAGUACCGCCUGAAAGCCUCCAAGAUAAAGAAGACAUGGCUGCCUGUACCCGUGAAGGAAGCUGCUACUUACAAUUAUACCUCUGAACUGAUCACUGAGGUCUUCAGUCGUAUACGUGAGCAUCGAAAGCCAUCAGCAGCUAUGGAGACACUGCCACCACGUUCUUCCAUGUAUGGGGAAAGGCCAGUUCUUGCUCAAGCUGUGGAGCAACACCAAAAGAGUGUGCCUUCGACAGACAUGGAAAAUUCUGGAAGUAACAAGAAUCCUAUAAGGUUGCAUCCUAUAAGGCUCAGCACCGUCUACACGCAAGGGGAGCUAAGUAUUUUCCCACCAUCUUGCUUUACUGGUGUUACAGAAAAAAGUGGAAAUCAAGGUUGAUACUUUUUGUAAUGACGUCACAAGUGACACAUUCCCAGAUGAGAAAUGUCUGCAGUCUCAAGUGGUUUAUGAAACAUUUUCCUCUUGCAAACAACUUAUGUAGUACGAAUGAGGGAAGAGCCGGUGGAUGAGAGCUGCCAAUAUUUUAAACAGAGACUGCUCUUUUUGGCACAAUCUACAUCCUUGCCAUGGCACAUAAAAAUAGGUCAACAAAUGCUGUUUUCAGGAAUUUUUUUCUUUUUGUUUUUUGUAUUGUUGGCCAGCAGGUCGGUGGAUAGGACAGAUCUUUUCAAACUUUAAUGACAUAGGUGCUUUGUUAGAGUGUGCUGGUGGAUUAUGUCAAGGAACGUUUCUUUACCACAGAGCCGUUACAGAGAUACGAAGGUUAAAAUGAAAAGUAACAACCACAGGAUAAGACCAAGUGAACAAGUGGACAUAGACGAACAUUUCAAAUGAGGAGGGCAGGGGUUACUCUGAGAAGUGUCUAGAGCAUGUGAGUUUUAUUUUUAUAAUACAUGUAUGUAACACACAAUUGUGGCAUGCAGUUUAAGGGGCACUAAAAUGCAAAAACAAGUUCACUUCAAAUUACGUUACACGCUAUGUUAACGUCGGUCUUGUUUUCGUAAUUGAAAACUUUGAUCUUGUUACGAAGCUACAAUCAGAGUUAUACCGAACUCUUUCUUGAAAAAUGCAAAACUGGAAAGCUGAUGUACGUUGAAAGGCAGAAAAAUAAUUCGUAGGAAGACAUGAUAGUGUUUUAUUUCCAACGUGUUUUUAGGGUGCCUUGUGGCUUGUUAAUGCUGAGCUAGUGAAUAGCGUUAGAUCUUUAUAUGAGAUGUGACACCCUAUCACAUGUGGACCUUCACUCGGUGUCCUGUAUGCAUAGCUUAAUGGUGUGAAUAUGGUAACCAGGGAGGUUACAUUGUUCUCACGUCCUGUGACGUUUGGUGACAGCACCUUUACAGGUGGCGUGAUAUGCAGCUGCAUAAAGAA
Molecule: messenger RNA, 2608 nt
Organism: Ornithodoros turicata
Lineage: Eukaryota; Metazoa; Arthropoda; Arachnida; Ixodida; Argasidae
Exons: 9
Coding region: 311-1615 (434 amino acids)
Source: RefSeq, a predicted model, not a curated record